Molecule: messenger RNA, 3113 nt
Organism: Piliocolobus tephrosceles (Ugandan red Colobus)
Lineage: Eukaryota; Metazoa; Chordata; Mammalia; Primates; Cercopithecidae
Product: tenascin-X-like
Exons: 13
Coding region: 909-2930 (673 amino acids)
Biological process (GO): neuron projection development; regulation of cell adhesion
Molecular function (GO): protein binding
Source: RefSeq, a predicted model, not a curated record
CUUGUGCAUUUGGUCCAAAGACAAAGAUGACUGCAGGAGUGGGCAGGUGGGAGUGGGGCACCCUGGCCUGUCCCCAGGAAGGAGGAGGAGUCUGCAGCCUUGUGGGCUUCAACAUCCAUCAAGGAGUCCAGAGCAGGAGCCAGGCCAGGUGGGAGGGAAAGGCCCUGGCAGGGGCUCCCUCAUCUCCCAGCCCCAGCUCUGCCCCAUCACUGCCGCUGCUCCUCAUUACUCACUGGGGCAGCUGUCCCGUCCCCGAAGGGUGGCCUUGUCCGGAGAGCGGCAAACCUCCCUGCCAUGGAUGAGUCAGGAGCGUUUUCUUAAGAGGAAAAUCACUGGAAAACAAAAUGAGCAGAGACACAGAAACCAACAGAAGUGGCUGCAUUUGUGCUACAGGCUCCGCUUCCAGAGCUCACUGAUGCCCACCUCAGACAGGCCUGACCAAGGCACGGCUGGCGGGAUUUGCCAGUCACCUUUACCAGCCAGUUCCACCCUCAGCUUCUCUGAGAAGGGAGCACCACACUCCCCAAGCUCAGUGAAUGUGUCCCGGUGUGGGUGGGGGCGGAGCCUGUGAUAGCUCAGGGUGGGCUCGGUAGGACACUGGGGUGUGGAAGGCGGAAGUGAGCACCUGACUCCGACAGCCGGGGAGCUCGUGGGAGUCACGAGGCCACAGCGACUUCAUGGUCUGACUGGGCCUGGACCUGUAAACUUCCCCCCUCAGCCUUGGGCCAAGCCUGAAAGAUAAAAACGGAGGGCCCCACAGCACCCCUCACUCAGAUUCUGCCCUGGGCUUUUCCCACGCAGCCCCAGAAGAGGACACGCCAGCCCCAGAGUUAGCCCCAGAGGCCCCUGAGCCUCCUGAAGAGCCCCGCCUAGGGGUGCUGGCCGUGACCGACACAGCCCCAGACUCCAUGCGCCUCUCGUGGAGCGUGGCCCAGGGCCCCUUUGAUUCCUUCGUGGUCCAGUAUGAGGACACGGACGGGCAGCCCCAGGCCUUGCUCGUGGACGGUGACCAGAGCAAGAUCCUCAUCUCAGGCCUGGAGCCCAGCACCCCCUACAGGUUCCUCCUCUAUGGCCUCCAUGAAGGGAAGCGCCUGGGGCCCCUCUCAGCUGAGGGCACCACAGGGCCGGCCCCUGCUGGUCAGACCUCAGGGGAGCCAGGACCCCGCCUGUCCCAGCUGUCUGUGACUGAUGUGACCACAAGUUCACUGAGGCUCAACUGGGAGGCCCCACCUGGGGCCUUCGACUCCUUCCUGCUCCGCUUUGGGGUUCCAUCACCAAGCACUCUGGAGCCACAUCCGCGUCCUCUGCUGCAGCGCGAGCUGAUGGUGCCGGGCACGCGGCACUCAGCCGUGCUUCGGGACCUGCGUCCCGGGACGCUGUACAGCCUGACACUGUAUGGGCUGCGAGGACCCCACAAGGCCGACAGCAUCCAGGGCACUGCUCGCACCCUCAGCCCAGUUCUGGAGAGCCCCCGUGACCUCCAAUUCAGUGAAAUCAGGGAGACCUCAGCCAAGGUCAACUGGAUGCCCCCGCCGUCCCGGGCGGACAGCUUCAAAGUCUCCUACCAGCUGGCAGACGGAGGGGAGCCCCAGAGCGUGCAGGUGGACGGCUGGGCCCGGACCCAGAAACUCCAGGGGCUGAUCCCAGGCGCUCGCUACGAGGUGACCGUGGUCUCUGUCCGAGGCUUUGAGGAGAGUGAGCCUCUCACAGGCUUCCUCACCACGGUUCCUGACGGCCCCACCCAGUUGCGUGCACUGAACUUGACCGAGGGGUUCGCCGUGCUGCACUGGAAGCCCCCCCAGAAUCCCGUGGACACCUAUGACGUCCAGGUCACAGCCCCUGGGGCCCCACCUCUGCAGGCCGCGGCCCCAGGCAGCGCAGUGGACUACCCCCUGCAUGACCUCGUCCUCCACACCAACUACACCGCCACUGUGCGCGGCCUGCGGGGCCCCAACCGCACUUCCCCAGCCAGCAUCACCUUCACCACAGGGCUAGAGGCCCCUCGGGACUUGGAGGCCAAGGAAGUGACCCCCCGCACGGCCCUGCUCACUUGGACUGAGCCCCAAGUCCGGCCCACAGGCUACCUGCUCAGCUUCGACACCCCUGGUGGCCGGACCCAGGAGAUCCUGCUCCCGGGAGGGGUCACAUCUCAGCAGCUCCUCGGCCUCUUUCCCUCCACCCCCUACAAUGCACGGCUCCAGGCCAUGUGGGGCGAGAGCCUCCUGCCGCCCGUGUCCACCUCUUUCACCACCGGUGGGCUGCGGAUCCCCUUCCCCAGGGACUGCGGGGAGGAGAUGCAGAACGGAGCCGGUGCCUCCAGGACCACCACCAUCUUCCUCAACGGCAACCGCGAGCGGCCCCUCAACGUGUUUUGUGACAUGGAGACUGACGGGGGCGGCUGGCUGGUGUUCCAGCGCCGCAUGGAUGGACUGACAGACUUCUGGAGGGACUGGGAGGACUAUGCCCAUGGUUUUGGGAACAUCUCUGGGGAGUUCUGGCUGGGCAAUGAGGCCCUGCACAGCCUGACGCAGGCAGGUGACUACUCCAUGCGCGUGGACCUGCGGGCCGGGGACGAGGCUGUGUUCGCCCAGUACGACUCCUUCCGCGUGGACUCGGCUGCGGAGUACUACCGCCUCCACCUGGAGGGCUACCACGGCACCGCAGGGGACUCCAUGAGCUACCACAGCGGCAGUGUCUUCCCUGCCCGUGAUCGGGACCCCAACAACUUGCUCAUCUCCUGCGCCGUCUCCUACCGAGGGGCCUGGUGGUACAGGAACUGCCACUACGCCAACCUCAACGGGCUCUACGGGAGCACAGUGGACCAUCAGGGAGUGAGCUGGUACUACUGGAAGGGCUUCGAGUUCUCGGUGCCCUUCACGGAAACGAAGCUGAGACCAAGAAACUUUCGCUCCCCAGCCGGGGGAGGCUGAGCUGCCGCCCACCUCUCUCAGUAUGACUGCCGAGCACUGAGGGGUCGCCCCGAGAGAAGAGCCAGGGGCCUUCACCACCGGCCGCUGGAGGAAGCCUUCUCUGCCAGCGAUCUCACAGCACUAUGUUUACAGUGGGGGGAGGGGUUCGUACGGGAGCAAGAAAGGAGAAACUGAGGCACCCGG